This is a messenger RNA of Cucumis melo (muskmelon), 1494 nucleotides long. Its product is annotated as putative ATP synthase protein YMF19. Gene Ontology annotation, cellular component: mitochondrion; membrane. The record is from RefSeq and is a predicted model, not a curated record. NCBI's taxonomy places the organism in Eukaryota, Viridiplantae, Streptophyta, Magnoliopsida, Cucurbitales, Cucurbitaceae.
AGUCGAGUUAUUUCAUAACCUCCUUUUUCUUGAGCAAAGAAUUUGCGCUAAAAGAAAUCCAUAUUCGCUCUUUGCGCCUUAUAAUUGCCUUCUUCCUUUCUUUCAAACUACCAAUUCAAGAAAACUCCGCGGAGCCCGUACCGUAGAAGGAGCUCUUUUCUUUUGUCUCUUUCUUCUCUCCUUUCAGUCGAGCCCUCUGAUUCCUCUCAAAUUCUUUGAUCCUAUCCUUGAAAUUCAAACCUUGAACUUCUUCUUCUUAUUCCGUUUUUGAUUCCUUUAGCGUAGUGGGAGACUUUCUAGUAGGUUUGGAAGAUCAUAUUCUAUUAUUAUGCCGCUACUUUCAUCCUACAUAUUCCCACUUAGCGGUCGGACCUCCGUCCAAAAACAAAGGUCCAGAUGAGGGCUCGACUGAAAGGAGAGAAGCGACUGAAAGUUCGCCUUUUAAUAGGCCUAAUUAAGCUACGUAGGACGAGUCAGAAAUCCAUAUUCACCUUCAAGGUGCGAAGCAGCUCGACUAAGAAGGAGAAAGAAAAGGAGCGGUUAGGAGUUGAGACUCCCACGGAGCGGUGCGAAGCAGCUCGACUAAGAAGGAGAGGCGGAAAGAAUUUGCGAGGCGCAAAGAAUUUGUGUGGUCCUUAUCCUUGAAAUUUGAAGGAGUGCAACUAAUUUCAUGGGACUUCUGAAUCUCAAAUAAUUUGACCCGUCCGAAGGACUUGUUUAUAUCCAUAUUCAUCUGGACCUUUGUUUUUGGACAGGUUCAUAUGUCCUUAUCAAUGAGACCACUAUUCAUCAUUGAAUUUUGAUGCUUCCUUGCCAGCAUCUUUCUUUCUCCCAUGCUUUCCGUUGGUCAACAACCAACCACUGCUCUCUAUAGUUCUUCACUACUCGUACAGGAAGGAUUUCUGUCUGGAGGGAAUUGGAUUGAGAAAAAGAAAGAAUGCCUCAACUGGAUAAAUUGACUUAUUUCACACAAUUCUUCUGGUCAUGCCUUUUCUUCUUGACUUUCUAUAUUCCCAUAUGCAAUGAUGGAGAUGGAGUACUUGGGAUCAGUAGAAUUCUCAAACUACGGAACCAACUGGUUUCACACCGGGGGAAGAACAUACGGAGCAAGGACCCCAACAGUUUGGAAGAUAUCUUGAGAAAAGGUUUUAGCACCGGUGUAUCCUAUAUGUACUCUAGUUUCAAAGAAGUAUCCCAAUGGUGUCAGGCCGUCGACUUAUUGGGAAAAAGGAGGAAAAUCACUUUUCUCUCUUGUUUCGGAGAAAUAAGUGGCUCACGAGGUCUCGAAAGAAAUAUAUUCUAUUUGAUCUCGAAGUCCUCAUAUAGCACUUCUUCCAAUCCUGGAUGGGGGAUCGCUUGUAGGAAUGAAAUAAUGCUAAUCCAUGUUCUACACGGCCAAGGAAGCAUCGUUUUUUAAUCAAGGUCGUUUCGGAAGCAUCAAAAUUCAAUUCCUCCAAAUCAAAUAGUAGAAAGCAUUACAAGAGAGAUCAAUAA